Molecule: messenger RNA, 1363 nt
Organism: Haliotis rubra (blacklip abalone)
Lineage: Eukaryota; Metazoa; Mollusca; Gastropoda; Lepetellida; Haliotidae
Product: beta-1,3-galactosyltransferase 1-like
Exons: 2
Coding region: 113-1222 (369 amino acids)
Cellular component (GO): membrane
Molecular function (GO): hexosyltransferase activity
Source: RefSeq, a predicted model, not a curated record
CAGCGAUGCUAAGCAGUCAGAAGUUCAAGUUUUGAUAAGAAAGUGUACUUGCUUUGACUAUGUAGUUUGGAUACCCAUUACAAGGUGUGUGGUCAGUUAUUACAACUUCACGAUGGUGUCAAACAGAUGCCGUGUACGCCUUCUAAGACAAGUUCUCUUGUACGUCAUUAUACUUUUUGGGAGCAUCGUAAUAUGGAUGACGUCACGGAGGUACCCACUGCUGGACAAAUUCGACCACAGCACCAACAAGAUUCCAGUCGCAAAUCUCACAAACAACAUUAUAUCUGAUAAACUGGGAACUUUAAAAUACACCAUAGUGAGGGACUCCAACCCAAUGGCCUUAACUGAUUAUUUUAAUCCAAGGGAAGAAAUUGUAAAUCCAUUACCGAACAAAUAUGUGAUAAAACCAAAGAAUAUGUGUGACGACCCUCCUUUUCUGGUCAUAAUAGUCUGUUCUAUACACUCUCACACAAAUGUCCGAGACGCCAUCAGAGACACAUGGGGAAGUGUAGGUCACGGCAGUGCGUGGCCCGGAUCUGACGUCAGACUUCCAGUGAAGAUAUUGUUUCUGUUUGGAAAGGUCAAAAUGCCAAGCAUGGAGUAUCUCAUUAAGCGAGAAAGCAAAACAUACAAUGAUGUAUUGCAAGGGGACUUUACAGACAGCUACAAGAACCUUACCUUGAAAACAUUAAUGGGACUACAUUUUGUGGCAAAAGCAUGUCCUGCAGCUGAAUAUGUUCUCAAGGCGGAUGAAGACACAUUCACGCAUGUGCAAUUGCUUUAUCAAUUCCUUCGGACAGUGCACCCUGUCAACAGUGUAAUUGGCCACAUUUACACAGCAAGUCCCGUACGGAGAUACGGCGUUUGGGCCGUAUCAUUUGAAAUGUAUCCGUAUCAUGAUUACCCGUAUUAUGCGUCGGGAACUACGUAUGUGCUGUCACGUGACCUUAUUGAAUGCAUCACUAAUACCUCGAGUUAUCUCCCUUACCUUCCGAUAGAGGACGUGUUUGUGACAGGCGUCAUGGGUGUUGUUUGUCGCGCCACCCUGGUAGAUGUAGAAGGGUUUACCUACUGGCUUCAGAGGGCGCCGGACCCAGAGGAGUUUACCAUUGGAAACAAGCUGUCGGGGAACAAAGUAUCUCCAGGACUGGCCAGGGAAAUAUGGAAGGAGCUGAUAGAUUUUGAUGCAAAACCAGCAUACCUGAAUGUGUCAUCUGUUUGAUAUUUCAUUAUUGUUCAUACUGUUUACAUACAUGUACUUAAAGAAAUAAUUACAGAAAAGAGGAAUCGGGUGAUCCUAUAUUAUUAUUAAAAUUAUUAUUAUUGUUGUUCUCCAAGAGUUUAAUAAAGUAUGUUGAAUCUC